CCGGUUCCGGGGAAGGGCUAAAUUUUCUUGGAUGGUUAGGGGCUCUCGGAUCUAGGAUGGCUGUCUUGUCGCUUCUGUUGUUGGGUGGUUUAUGGAGCGCUGUGGGAGCGUCCGAUAUGGCUGUCGUUACUUGCGGCUCCGUGGUGAAGCUACUCAAUACGCGCCAUAAUGUCCGACUGCACUCUCACGACGUGCGCUAUGGGUCAGGUAGUGGGCAGCAAUCAGUGACAGGUGUAACCUCUGUGGAUGACAGCAAUAGUUAUUGGAGAAUACGGGGGAAGACAGCCACAGUGUGUGAAAGGGGAACCCCCAUCAAAUGUGGCCAGCCCAUCCGACUGACACAUAUCAACACUGGUCGAAACCUUCACAGCCACCAUUUCACGUCACCUCUUUCUGGAAACCAGGAAGUGAGUGCCUUUGGCGAGGAAGGUGAAGGUGACUAUCUGGAUGACUGGACAGUGCUCUGUAAUGGACCUUACUGGGUGAGAGACGGUGAAGUGAGAUUCAAACAUUCUUCCACCGAAGUUCUCCUGUCGGUCACGGGAGAACAAUAUGGCCGACCUAUAAGUGGACAAAAGGAGGUACAUGGUAUGGCCCAGCCAAGUCAGAACAACUACUGGAAGGCCAUGGAAGGCAUCUUCAUGAAGCCCAGUGAAUUGCUGAAGGCAGAGGUCCAUCAUGCAGAACUGUGACUCUAAAUCCUCUGCACCACUGUCACCACACAGUGUUUGUAGACGUCUGUUGUCUGUUGCUGCUUUGCCCUAGGAGCCCCGCACCAGGCUCUCUGAGAUGAAGGGCACUGUAGGAAGCAGGGGCUGCAUUUGGGCCUGCAGCCUUCACAUUUGAAUUGUUCGCUCUCCCCAAUUUGGUCAGUUCUCAAGAGAGGACCUGUUCAUGAGGGCAGAGAUCCUUUCGUUCAUGUUAAGAGGAAGCUGAGGACCUUCGCUCCUAGCUGGGGAUUUUACUCCUCCGACAUCAUGGAUUGCUGACUUGUCUGAUUUUCCCCUAGUUUUCUUUUUCCAAAACGAUAAAUUAAAAAAAAAAAAAAAAAAAAAAAAAGAAUUUUAGUCACUGUGUGGUCAUUUAUUAGGUGAGCUAUUUCAGGAUCUGCCUGCUAAAUUCUCAAAUCCUAAGACUUUGAAAAUGCUGGGAGUCUUCGCUGUGGGCCAUUUUAGAGGUUUAUUUGCAUAUAAGCCUUUUCUAUUUGCUCCUUCAGUUCUUCCCCAGCGCAUCUUUAUUGAGUAAGGUCUUCAGAGUUCUGCAUAAUAUAUAGUCAAUGACAUCCUCCUCUGGAUCUAUUAUGUAUUGUGGAAUAAUAGUUCAAGAUGUACAUUCGUUUAUGCUGUGAAAUAUUUGUUUAAUGAUGCAAAGAUGUGUUGCCUUUUUAUUUGGUUUUGUUUUGUUUUGUUUUCAAGACAGGGUUUCUCUGUGUAACAGUCCUAGCUGUCCUGGAACUAGCUCUUGUAGACCUGGUUGAUCCUGAACUCACAAAUAUGCCUGCCUUUGCUUCCCAACUGUGGGAUUAAAGGCGUGUGCCAUCAC
Arvicola amphibius (Eurasian water vole) is the source of this 1542-nucleotide messenger RNA. RefSeq names its product stromal cell derived factor 2 (gene Sdf2). The transcript has 3 exons. The record is from RefSeq and is a predicted model, not a curated record. NCBI's taxonomy places the organism in Eukaryota, Metazoa, Chordata, Mammalia, Rodentia, Cricetidae. The coding region runs from base 57 to 692 and encodes 211 amino acids.